AUGGUUUACAUAAAACACCAAUAUUUAAUUCUCGUUAUAUCCUUCGCCUUCAUAUGCUCCGUCAACACUCAACAAGUUCCUUCCUUCCCGUCUCAACAAGCACCCUCCUUCCCAUUAGGAAAAUCUCAACAAAAUGAUCCUUCUCGUAAACUGGGUAACAACCAACCUCAACCGGCGAGUGCUGCAACUCAACAACCAGGUGGGUUGGGAGACACCAUUUUUAAUCCAAAGAGCCCAGCUGCUGGCUUGCAUGGUGGUUUACCCGGACAGCCCGCCUCCAGCGAAAUCGGACAUUCUUCACCGACGUCAUCAAAUGCACACACCGCCACGCAUGCAUCCACCACCGCCAGUCGUUCAGAGAAGCCUUCUAGCAUGUCGGCUCAUAAUGCACCUUCGAUUGGGGAAUCGUCAAGAUUGGGGAAUUUUGGUAUUGGUAUGAUGGCAGUGAUUAUGUGCGGAUUUUUUGGGGGAUUUGUGUGCUUGUGA
Molecule: messenger RNA, 486 nt
Organism: Acaulospora morrowiae
Lineage: Eukaryota; Fungi; Glomeromycota; Glomeromycetes; Diversisporales; Acaulosporaceae
Source: the annotation of a GenBank genome assembly